CCUUACUUGUGCAGGAACAGCUCGCCGGAUCUCAUAAUCCUGCAUCUUCAUUCUCUCUUGAUCUCUCGGUAAGAAGUAGAAAAGGAAAAAAAAUGGUGAAGAUUUGCUGUAUUGGAGCGGGUUAUGUUGGUGGGCCAACAAUGGCAGUGAUUGCCCUCAAAUGUCCAAAUAUUGAAGUGGUUGUGGUCGACAUUUCUGUUCCGCGUAUCAGUGCAUGGAACAGUGACCAGCUCCCCAUCUAUGAGCCAGGCUUGGACGAUGUGGUGAAGCAAUGUCGUGGCAAGAACCUAUUCUUCAGCACCGAAGUGGAGAAACACGUUCACGAAGCUGACAUAGUUUUUGUUUCAGUCAAUACACCAACCAAGACUAGAGGACUCGGUGCAGGCAAAGCUGCGGAUCUCACCUACUGGGAGAGUGCUGCUCGUAUGAUUGCCGAUGUAUCCAAAACCGAUAAGAUAGUCGUCGAGAAAUCAACUGUUCCUGUCAAAACAGCAGAAGCAAUUGAGAAAAUCCUGACGCACAACAGCAAAGGGAUUAAUUUCCAGAUUCUAUCCAACCCGGAAUUCCUUGCGGAGGGAACCGCUAUCGGAGAUCUCUUCGAGCCUGACCGUGUUCUAAUCGGUGGUCGAGAGACACCCGAAGGGCAGAGGGCCAUCCAAACGCUGAAGGCCGUGUAUUCCCAUUGGGUCUCUGACGAUAGAAUCCUAUGCACCAAUCUCUGGUCGGCCGAACUCUCUAAGCUUGCUGCCAACGCUUUCUUGGCACAGAGGAUCUCGUCAGUCAAUGCCAUGUCAGCUCUCUGCGAGGCAACCGGAGCUGACGUCGCACAAGUGUCGUACGCGAUCGGAAAGGACACUAGAAUUGGGUCGAGGUUCCUAAACGCAAGCGUUGGGUUUGGCGGGUCUUGCUUCCAGAAGGAUAUCUUGAACCUGGUGUACAUAUGCGAAUGCAACGGGCUGCCCGAGGUUGCGGAAUACUGGAAGCAAGUGAUAAAGAUCAACGAUUAUCAGAAGAGCCGUUUUGUGAACAGGGUUGUGUCGUCCAUGUUCAACACUGUUUCGAACAAGAAGAUUGCGAUUCUCGGGUUUGCGUUCAAGAAAGAUACAGGGGAUACGAGAGAGACGCCGGCUAUUGAUGUUUGUAAGGGAUUGAUAGGAGAUAGGGCCCGUUUGAGCAUAUACGAUCCUCAGGUAUCUGAGGAUCAGAUACAAAGAGACCUGACGAUGAACAAGUUUGACUGGGAUCAUCCCCUUCAUCUCCAACCGACUAGUCCGACGACUGUGAAACAAGUUAGCGUGGUUUGGGAUGCGUAUGAGGCGAGUAAGGAUGCUCAUUGCAUAUGCAUACUCACCGAGUGGGAUGAAUUCAAGGGUCUUGAUUAUAAGAAGAUAUACGACAACAUGCAGAAGCCUGCUUUUGUUUUUGAUGGAAGGAACGUGGUGGAUUCGGAGAAGUUGAGGGAGAUUGGAUUUAUCGUCUACUCCAUUGGUAAGCCUCUAGAUGCAUGGCUAAAGGACAUGCCAGCUGUGGCUUAAUAAUCUGAUUCAUUCAUCAUGCGUGCAUUUUUCCCAUUGGGUAAGGUACGUCCGUCUUUCAUUUCACUUGUUUUAAAAUGUCGGAUCCCUUCACAUACAUGAGUACUAGUUUGAUUCAUUUUGGGUUAUGAAAAAAGUUACCAUAUUAUUUCUGUUGUACGUUGUUGUUACAAGUCCAAUACCUACCUUCAUGUGGUUUGAACUUGAUGAUGCAAUAAAAAAACUUUUAAUUACUAGUA
Molecule: messenger RNA, 1774 nt
Organism: Impatiens glandulifera
Lineage: Eukaryota; Viridiplantae; Streptophyta; Magnoliopsida; Ericales; Balsaminaceae
Product: UDP-glucose 6-dehydrogenase 1-like
Exons: 2
Coding region: 93-1535 (480 amino acids)
Biological process (GO): glycosaminoglycan biosynthetic process
Cellular component (GO): nucleus; cytosol
Molecular function (GO): NAD binding; UDP-glucose 6-dehydrogenase activity
Source: RefSeq, a predicted model, not a curated record